AUGAAAAAUAUAUUCAUUUCAGGUGGAUGUAAUUCAGUCUAUAAUGGUCUUGAUGUUUGUUAAUUUGAAGAAAACUAACAUUUGAUAGCAUUUCCUUGUAGUAAUUAAGUAAAUUUAUGAAUAUCUUAGAUAUUAGUGUAUGACAUUAAGAAAUUAAAAAUUAUAUAUUCUUAUUCAACCUUUAAUAAGAGAGUUAAUUUUGUAAGAUUUUUAAAUGCAACUACUUUGGUAGCAGCAGAUGGAGAAGGUAGAAUAGCAAUAUUUAAUGAUUCAUAAGUUUUACACGAAACAAAAUUAAAUGAAUCAAUAUAAUUGUUCAAAAUCAUAGAUAAACAUAUAAUAACCUUAUCAAUUGAUGGUCUUGUUACAGUACUAGAUUUAGAAUUAAAAGAACUAUCAAAACUUGAAUUUGGUAAUAAUGUGAUGGAGAAUAUUGAUGCAAUAUAAUUUAAUAAUCACAUUUUUGUUGCUCUUAGUGGCGUAGAUACUCAAAUUCAUUUAUACAUUUUAGAAAACAAUUAAUUAUUAUAUAAGGCAUCUGUGAAAGGCCAUUAAAGAAGUUUAAAUCAUUUACAAUUUCAUUUAAAAAAUAAAGAAUAUUUGCAAUUAGCAAGUGCAUCAAAAGACACAUACACUAGAAUUUGGAGAAUCUAUAAAACUAAUGAAGUAGAAGCCAAAACUAAAUCUUUUAGAAUCGAUUAAUAAUUGUAUAGUUUCAAAUUGGAGACUAUUCUUUAAGGACAUAUUGAGGAGGUUUCAUCAGUGAAUUGGUUAAAUGAGGACAUUAUUUUGACUGGUUCAUUUGAUUAUAAUGUAAUUAUUUGGAAACUAGAUAAAGAUACAGGUUUAUGGUUGAGUGUUUCAAGAUUAGGAUAGACUAGCGGGAAUAAGAAUUAGAUAUUUGGAUUAUAAACAUCAUUUGAUAAACAAUAUAUUAUAUGUUAUACUUUAACUGGUGGAAUUUAUAUUUGGAAAUAAGAAUAAGAUAAUUGGGUAGAAUUACCUGUAAUAACUGGUCAUUAUGCAGAAGUGACAGAUUUGGAUUUUAAGGAUUAUUUAUUAACUUGUAGUAUAGAUUAAACUAGUAGAAUAUUUGCUAAAUGGAUUCAAAAUGAUACUUAUCAUGAAAUAUCUAGACCAUAAAUUCAUGGUUAUGAUUUGAAUGCUAUUAAAUAAAUUGGAAAUCAAAUUAUAAGUGGAGGAGAUGAAAAAAUAUUAAGAAUGUUUAAUCCUUCUCCUUUUACUAUUAAUUAACUUAAUUAUUUAAAUGAAUAAAAUAUUGACUCAUCUGUUUUUUUGAAUUAAAAUAUCCCUUCACAAAUUAUUAAUUAUAAUAAUAGAAAAUUUAAUGAAUUUAAAUUAGCAACUGAAGGAAUUCAAUAGGCACUUGGAUUAAUGAAUGUAUAAAUGCAAUUUGAAGAUGAAGAAGAUGAGAAGUAAUGUAUAUUUUAAAUUUUAUAGUGUCAAAAAUAAUGAAGAAGAAAUAAAUCUUGAAGUAAAAUAUGGAUAACCUCCAAAUGAUGCCCUAUUGGCUAAGAAAUCAUUAUGGUCUGAAACUAACAAAUUAUAUGGACAUGGAUAUGCAAUUUCAGCUAUUGCUAUUCAUUAAAAUAUAGCUGCUUCAUCUUCUGUUGCCAUUACAUCUAAAGCAGCUGAAAUUAUUAUAUGGGAUACAAAUACAUUCAAAAUUAAAUAAUUAUUACCUUGUCAUAGUUACACUAUUGUUUAACUAAACUUUUCUAAGAGUGGCAAAUAUUUGAUUAGUGUUAGUAAAGACAGAUGUUUAGGAGUAUUUGUUAAAUAAGAUGAUAAUAACUAUUAAUUACUAUCUAAGUCAUAACCUUGUUCAAGAAUUAUAUAUACUUGUUCAUUCAAUAAUGAUGAAUCUCUAAUAUUUACUGGAAGUAGAGAUAAAAAAUUUAGAAUUUAUAAAACUACGGAAGCUUUGUUGCCAAUUAAAGAAAUAGAAUUUUCAGAUGAAAUAACUGCUAUAGAUUCUGUUUAUCUUGAUAACAAAUAAAUAGUAGCUGUAGCAUAUGGUUAAGGAUAACUUGAAAUAUUUAAGUUUACAUAAACUCUAGAGUUGAAUUUAUUAUCUAGUGUAGAUAAAUAUCAUUAACAUUCAAAAACAAUUAAUAGAAUUAAAUUUAAUAAUAAUUUGCUUGCUUCAUGUAGUGAUGAUCACACAGUCAGAAUAUAUUAAAUAUGA
Messenger RNA from Paramecium pentaurelia, 2209 nucleotides. NCBI's taxonomy places the organism in Eukaryota, Ciliophora, Oligohymenophorea, Peniculida, Parameciidae. The record is from the annotation of a GenBank genome assembly.